Molecule: messenger RNA, 1122 nt
Organism: Chanos chanos (milkfish)
Lineage: Eukaryota; Metazoa; Chordata; Actinopteri; Gonorynchiformes; Chanidae
Product: homeobox protein Hox-A10-like
Exons: 2
Coding region: 1-1122 (373 amino acids)
Biological process (GO): regulation of transcription by RNA polymerase II
Cellular component (GO): nucleus
Molecular function (GO): DNA-binding transcription factor activity, RNA polymerase II-specific; RNA polymerase II cis-regulatory region sequence-specific DNA binding
Source: RefSeq, a predicted model, not a curated record
AUGACAACCAGAGAGAAUUCCCCGGAUCCCGCGCCAAAAUACACCGGGGUAACGGCGUGCUCCGAGAGCCUGACGGGGAACGCCUUCCUCGUCAAUCCUCUGAUGAGCGCACGGAAUGAAUCUGACUGCAGCAACUCAGCCUACACAAGCGUCAGGACCGACCGUAGGCCACCGAACCCCGAGGUGAACUAUUACAGACUGCAGAACUGUGGGCUCUAUUCUGCCAUAAACAAACAUCCAGAAGUCGAUAUCCAGAACAUGGAGCCAGCGCAUGGCACCUACAUGACAAGCAUGGAAAUGUGGAUGGACGGAAAGAGUUCGUGCUACGUUGGUGACCCACCGGCUAACCAACAGCGAAACUGCUCAUUCCUUUGCCUCUCCCCGAGGAACAUUAAAGAGGAGAACGCGUGCUGUUUCUACGAGCCACGGAAGUGUCAGAAAACAGGACCUCCUUAUGUGGGGCACUCAGCCUUCUGGCGACUCACUCCUGGCUCGUGCGCAGGUUCUUUAGAUGACACUAACGCAGUCCCAGUGCCUGGCUACCUCCGAACUUCUGAGACACACUCACUAAUUAAAGAUUAUCAUGUAGGGUCGUUGUCUCACUUGAGACCUCAAACUGCGGUCUCAGCAGGAACUGCAGUGACUGAUCGCUUCGACGUCUUGCCCGCUACUGCAGUACAAGUGGAGGUUCGGGGGAAAAACAGCAACAAGGCAGAUAUUACCCAACCCGCAGACGUGGCACGGGCACAUCCCCGUGACAACGACAAGGAAGAAAAAGACACGUCCCCUGAUGGAGCCUUGUCCUCCCCAGAGGCCCGGAAGAACUCGGGAGUAAACAGUAAAGGAGACUCUAAAGCAGAGAUCACAGCUAGUUGGCUAACGGCAAAGAGUGGCCGGAGGAAGCGCUGCCCCUACACCAAGCACCAGACCCUCGAGCUCGAGAAAGAGUUCCUCUUCAACAUGUACCUGUCUCGAGAGCGUCGCCUAGAGAUCAGCCGAAAUGUGCACCUGACGGACAGGCAAGUGAAAAUUUGGUUCCAGAACCGCCGUAUGAAACUGAAGAAAAUGAAUCGCGAGAGCCGAAUUCGAGAGCUCACAGCCGGCAUUUGUUUUUCUUCGUGA